AUGGCAGACAGUCCAAGCUUGAGAGAGUCUCGGGAUGAAGUCUGUUCGAACCGAGAUGACAUCCCGUUGAAAGAGACUGGGAGUGACCAUAGCAUCAACGAUGAGAAGCCGGCGUAUCCAUCGACUUUGAAACUUGCGCCGAUCUUAGUAGGACUAUGUUUUCAGUCUUUCUGCAUCGCCCUGGACAAUACAAUCCUCUCCACCGCGGUACCCAAAAUUACCGAGCAAUUCAACUCAUUAAGCGACAUAUCUUGGUAUGCCAGCGCGUACCUCGUGACGACAUGUGCUGUCACACUCCCGUUUGGCAAGAUAUACACCUACUACUCUACAAAAUGGACAUAUAUGAUCGCUUUGGGUUUGUUUGAGAUUGGAUCCCUGGUAUGCGCGGUGACUCCGACUUCAAAGGGUCUUAUCCUGGGGAGAGCUAUCUCUGGUAUUGGCUCAGGUGGACUAUCGCCGGGUGCUUUGCUGGUGCUUGCAAACAGUGUACCCCUUCACCGUCGGGCACUUUAUUACGGAAUCAUCGGUAGCACGAGUGGAAUUGCAACAAUCACUGGACCACUACUAGGCGGAGUACUGACUGAUCAUGUCAGUUGGAGAUGGUGCUUUUGGAUAAACAUACCAUUUGGCGCCAUAACAGGGAUGGUGAUAAUCUUUUGCUUCAAAGACUCGGUAAAAGUCAAGCCGAAACUCAACACAAUGGGACAACUGAAAAGAAUGGAUCCCCUUGGUAUUCUUGCCUUUAUCCCGGCAAUAGUCUCAAUACUGUUGGGUUUGCAAUGGGGCGGAACCAAAUAUGAUUGGGAUAAUGCACGAAUCAUUGCGCUUUUUGUCUUAUUUGGGGUCUUCGGCACCUUGUGGUGUAUCAUUCAGAUUUGGAAAAAGGAUGAAGCGACAGUACCACCUCGUUUACUCAAGAACCGGAAUGUGCUUGGUGCAGUGAUUCAUGCUACUUUUCUUGGAGGAUCUUUCUUUGUCUUUGGAUACUAUCUUCCUAUUUGGUUUCAAGCAAUCAAGGAAGAUACUGCGUCUGAAUCUGGUAUCAACACUCUUCCGAUGGUCGUGACCAUGAUUGUCUGUUCCGCUCUGGGGGGAUUUCUAGUUAACAUUGUUGGGUAUUAUACGCCCUUGAUGUUCGUCGGAAGUGUUUUUCUCGCAAUUGGCUCCGGCCUGUGCACAACCUUCGAGAUAAAUACCGGACAUGCGAAAUGGAUUGGGUAUCAAGUGAUCAUUGGAGUUGGUGCAGGACUCGGAUUCCAACAAUGCAUUAAUGCCCUCCAGACUGUAUUAUCCUUGGAUGAUAUACCGAUUGGAAUUGCCAUAAUUACCUUUGCACAGAGUUUGAGUGGUGCCAUAUUCAUCUCAGUUGCUCAGACUGUGUUUGAAAAUCGCCUUGUGGCAAGCAUUGCUACAUACGCCCCGAAGGUCAACCCAAAGUCGGUCUUAGAAGGUGGCGCAGCCAACUUGUCGCAACGUCUGUCCAAAGAAGUUCUCCCAUCUGUGCUCUAUGCAUACAAUAUUGCUGUUACGCAGACAUUCUAUGUGUCUGUUGCUGCCGCAUUACUUUCCUUUGUUGGCGCAGGUCUUGUGCAGUGGAAAUCGAUGAAGAAACCACAGAAACAAGAUCCUGAAGAUUGA
This is a messenger RNA of Penicillium nucicola, 1638 nucleotides long. Its product is annotated as MDR family MFS transporter. The transcript is spliced from 4 exons. Bases 1 to 1638 code for a protein of 545 amino acids. The record is from RefSeq and is a predicted model, not a curated record. NCBI's taxonomy places the organism in Eukaryota, Fungi, Ascomycota, Eurotiomycetes, Eurotiales, Aspergillaceae. Gene Ontology annotation, biological process: transmembrane transport. Gene Ontology annotation, molecular function: transmembrane transporter activity.